UUAAUAAGUAUUGUUAUCGCAUUAUCUUUGGUUUAUAAACUUUCUAUAAUUGUAUAAUCUUAAAGUAAGUAAGAUGACGCCCGAUGGUGGCACAUGGCUAACCAACUCUCUAUGCCUUGGAGAGUGUACAAAGUUCAAAGCUCAAGGGUUGGCCUUUGAAGUCUCCAAGAGAAUCAAUUUCAGAUGCCCAAAUUAUUAAUUUGCAGCUUGGAGCUGUUGUUGCUCCUCAAAUCUCGAAGCAAAUUAACAAACAAUGGACUGGUUUCUGGGUUUGAUCAUAUUAUUUGAGAGUUGAAAUGAAUCUUGAGAAGAAAAUAGAAGAAGAGUACUUCUUGAUGAGUUUGGCUUCAAUUUUGUUGAAGAGGCCUUUUUUAUGGGUCUCUCUCCAUGCCCCUCCACUUCUUCAUAUCUUUGGCCUUCGUUUCUUACACCUCCUCCUUACUUCUGCUGCUUUGUUCUUCUCCUCUUUCUUCUUCCCAAUCUCACGUACUCAUUCUUCACUCCAACCAUCAAAACAAGAUCAAGAUCAAGAACGAGACUAUAUUGCCACUGAAGAUAUUACCGGGAAAUCCGAGGAUAACCUUGAGACUACCAAUGAAGAGGAUGAUGAUGGCGCAAUACCCGAUGAUGAGAGUCUCAUAGAGUUGUCUUUACCGAGUGGUCACUAUGUUGGUCACCACUACACUAGUAACAAGAACAAUCUCUGUCUCCACAACAAGGUUCAAGAUUUCCCGCUCUUUGACCUAUUAACUGAGUUAAAUGAUUUUAUCGAAGAAGAUAAUCUCAUUGAAAUCGAUAUCUCCAUCGGAUCCAUUAAGUAUUCAAGGUUUGAGAUCAAAGCUUGAUGUAUUUACAUCCAAAUGCUUUUCUUCUUCUUUUUUUUGUGCACAAUAUCCGGUGCUUUGCAAAGAAGAUCUGUCUUCCUAAUCUGUAUCUACAAUUGUAUACCUAAUCUGUCUUCCUUUUUUUUCCCCCAUAUAUGUUGGGGAUUUCGUAUAAUUAUUAUCUGAAUAAAACUCAGAUGGCAAAUUAAUUUUAGUA
Arabidopsis lyrata subsp. lyrata is the source of this 1041-nucleotide messenger RNA. RefSeq lists its product as uncharacterized. The record is from RefSeq and is a predicted model, not a curated record. NCBI's taxonomy places the organism in Eukaryota, Viridiplantae, Streptophyta, Magnoliopsida, Brassicales, Brassicaceae.